Molecule: messenger RNA, 2963 nt
Organism: Aspergillus pseudotamarii
Lineage: Eukaryota; Fungi; Ascomycota; Eurotiomycetes; Eurotiales; Aspergillaceae
Product: flavodoxin and radical SAM domain protein
Exons: 2
Coding region: 244-2568 (774 amino acids)
Biological process (GO): wybutosine biosynthetic process
Molecular function (GO): FMN binding; catalytic activity; 4 iron, 4 sulfur cluster binding
Source: RefSeq, a predicted model, not a curated record
CGGCCAUUCGCCAAAACCAACCGCUGUAGGAGACUACCUAUGCUGUAUCUCUCUUAGCUCCAGUUAUUACUAGUCCUUACGUCAGAAGAGCUUUGUUCAACCUGGAGGGAAUCUGCGAUGCCACUGCAGGUUUCCCCACUGCCCCUCUUAAACAGUCAGCUCUGAGUCGUUAUCUUCGACAAAAAAGAGGCAUUGACCUCGCACGGAUUAAUUAGGCAAGGAAAGCCUCGUCGCUAACUUACCAUGGCCGAACUUUCUCUGAUCGAAGGUCUUGUGACCUUCUGGCAUUCCUAUCGUCUCCCUAUUCUUAUUGCUAUCGCCUCAGUCGCUAUCAUUCUGAAGGUCUAUCGCAAGUUCCAACCCAAGUCCAAAGCCGUAACUGCGUCCUCAAUCCCGCCAUCACCUCGGAGCCAAACCCCAGAGAAAUUCGAACAGACCCGUACGGGGGAGAGUGAGAAACCGGCAGUCGCGGAGAAAAGUGUUCCAAAGCCUGCUAGUGGAAACGACGCUGUCCCGAAGGUUGUAUCUGGACCUAAGAGAGUAUCUGGGAAAAAGCCACUGAAGGUUGCUGGGCGCCGUCGGGAGGACCAGGGACCCCCGUUGUCUUUCAUCCAACCAAUCAUUUUCUUCGCCUCGUUGACAGCGACGACGGAGAGAUACGCUCAGAUAUUGCUAGAGGAUCUGCGGACUGCCGCGAAGGAGAGAGCCGACCCGGAGAACCGUGAGCGUGGCCUUCUUCCUCCUCAAAUCCACGACCUCUCAUACAUUGACUUUGACGAUUACUUCACCACGGCCCCGCAGCCUCCAUCCACCUCUCCUGGCACACGCUAUGUAUACUGUUUAUUGAUCCCUACCUACAACAUCGACACCGUCCUUAAUACGUUCCUUGGCCAUUUGGAUGAAACCCACCACGACUUCCGCAUUGACACUUCCUCUUUGUCAACUUUGGCUGGUUAUUCCGUUUUUGGGUUCGGUGAUAAAGAGGGUUGGCCCACCGAGGAAGAAGGGUUUUGCUCGCAAGCUAAGGAAUUAGAUCGCUGGAUGGCGAAGCUUACCGGCAAAAAGAGAGCGUACCCCCUGGGCCUUGGUGACGUUAAGAGUGAUGCUGAAUCUGCCUUAAAAGAGUGGUCCCAGGGCUUGCAGAAUAUUUUGGUCGACAUUCUUGAUAAUGGUGGUCUCGGUGAAGGCGUUCCUGGUAGCGGUGAUCCGCUGGAGAGUGACGAGGAGGACCUGGACGACGACGAAAACGACGGAAACCGUUCUAAACGACGUAAUGGCCAAGAUGUGGUUGAUCUAGAGGAUAUCAAGAUGGGUUCUGAUGAGCAGUCCGGAUCUGGUCCUGUCCCAGUCGACUUUACUACCGCGGGCAAGUCCACGGCACCCAGUCAAUCAACUGUGAAGGAAAUGGUUCCCAAGACGUCUCCCACAUAUGCUGCACUCACGAAACAAGGAUAUACUAUCGUCGGCUCUCACUCCGGUGUUAAGAUCUGCCGUUGGACUAAGUCCGCUUUGCGUGGCCGAGGUUCGUGUUACAAGUUCUCGUUCUACGGCAUUCGAUCCCAUCUGUGCAUGGAGGCAACUCCUUCGCUUUCUUGCAGUAACAAAUGUAUUUUCUGUUGGCGCCAUGGCACCAACCCAGUCGGGACAACUUGGCGUUGGAAGGUCGAUUCACCAGACUUGAUUUUCCAAGGUGUUAAGGAGGGUCACUACAAAAAGAUCAAGAUGAUGCGUGGUGUUCCUGGUGUCCGUGCAGAGAGAUUUGCAGAGGCGAUGCGUAUUCGCCACUGCGCCCUGAGCUUGGUCGGGGAGCCGAUCUUCUACCCUCACAUCAAUGAAUUUUUGGACAUGUUGCAUAACGAGCACAUUUCUAGCUUCCUGGUGUGUAACGCUCAACAUCCAGAUCAGCUUGAAACGCUGCAUCGUGUGACCCAGUUGUACGUCUCGAUUGAUGCUAGCAACCGUGAAAGUCUACGCAAGAUUGACCGCCCUCUUCACCGAGACUUCUGGGAACGAUUCCAGCGGUGCCUGGAUAUCCUACGGGAAAAACGGCAUGUCCAGCGGACUGUCUUCCGUCUCACCCUGGUUAAAGGAUUUAACGUCGAUGAUGAGGUGAUUGGCUACGCGAAUUUGGUUGAGAAAGCAUUGCCGUGCUUCAUUGAGAUCAAGGGUGUGACCUACUGCGGUACUAGUACUAGCGCCGGAGCAGGAUUGACCAUGCAAAACGUCCCUUUCUAUGAAGAGAUCCAGGAAUUCGUUGUUUCAUUGAACAAGGAGCUCGAGCGCCGCGGGUUGGACUACGGAAUCGCUGCCGAGCAUGCCCACAGCUGUUGUGUCCUGCUUGCCUCGACGCGGUUCCAUGUGAAUGGUAAAUGGCAUUCUCGCAUUGAUUACGAUCGCUUUUUUGAACUUUUGGAGAAGGAGAAAGCCGAUGGUACGACGUUCCGCCCUGAGGACUAUAUGAGGGAGACGGAAGAAUGGGCCUUAUGGGGCAACGGUGGCUUCGAUCCGAAUGACCAACGUGUUCACAAGAAAGGUAAAAAGAAGGCCCUCCAGGCUGCGACCGAGUGAUAGAGCAGCUUCACCCAGCACUUAUGAAGCUCAAUGCUCCCAUUAAGCGCCUAGCUCUGCAGCCACGGCGCUAGCGCCAUUACCUGACCACUACUCCUGCACCUUGUGGAGUACACAGGAUCUACGGAGAGUAUAGCUGGCCAGAACAAGGCUCUGCUUUCGCAUAAGCGAGCUCCUAGAAAAUGCCUAUCGAGAUAUUGACGAUAAGAAGGAAAAGAGUUGGAGGGAACUAUUCAUACUACCUUCGCGUUUGCGAGGAGUGUCUUUGAGAGGCGCGUGAAUAUUCCAGAGGUGCGAUUGCACGCUCCGAAUUUAUAAGAACGGCGGCAUGUCCGGUAGCAUAUGUGUUGCUAUCUUACUGAGUUGACCAAGGACAAAACAAGCCGAACCUGUAC